CAUGAACCUGGAGCAGCUGCGGAAGCGAGUCCGGCAGUACCUCGACCAGCAACAGUAUCAAAGUGCUCUAUUUUGGGCAGAUAAAGUAGCUUCACUCUCUCAUGAGGAGCCCCAGGAUGUGUAUUGGUUGGCUCAGUGCCUCUACCUGACAGCUCAGUACCAUAGAGCAGCCCAUGCGCUGCGGUCACGGAAGCUGGACAAGUUAUAUGAAGCGUGUCGUUACCUUGCAGCUAGAUGCCAUUACGCUGUGAAAGAGCACCAGCAGGCCCUUGAUAUUCUCGACAUGGAGGAGCCCAUCAACAAAAGACUAUUUGAAAAAAACUUAAAGGAUGAAGGUGGCUUGAAAGACUCCUCCAACGACUGGGAAAUGUCAGAGUCCUCAAUAAAGAGUUCUAUUUGUCUUCUACGGGGGAAAAUCUAUGAUGCGCUAGAUAAUCGAACUCUAGCGACCAACAGCUACAAAGAAGCUUUGAAGCUUGAUGUCUACUGUUUUGAAGCAUUUGAUCUUUUAACAUCACACCACAUGUUGACAGCACAAGAAGAAAAAGAACUUCUCGAAUCGCUACCUCUUAGCAAGCUGUGUGAAGAACAGGAAUUGCUACGUUUUCUAUUUGAGAACAAAUUAAAAAAGUAUAAUAAGCCCAGUGAAACUGUCAUCCCUGAGUCAGUAGAUGGCUUGCAAGAGAAUCUGGAUGUGGUAGUGUCUUUAGCUGAGAGACAUUAUUAUAACUGUGAUUUUAAAAUGUGCUACAAGCUUACUUCUGUAGUAACGGAAAAAGAUCCUUUCCAUGCAAACUGUUUACCUGUGCACAUAGGGACGCUUGUGGAGCUGAAUAAAGCAAAUGAACUUUUCUAUCUUUCUCACAAACUGGUGGAUUUAUAUCCUAGUAAUCCUGUCUCUUGGUUUGCGGUGGGAUGUUACUGUCUCAUGGUUGGUCAUAAAAAUGAACAUGCUAGAAGAUAUCUCAGCAAAGCUACAACGCUGGAGAAGACCUAUGGGCCUGCGUGGAUAGCCUACGGGCAUUCGUUUGCGGUGGAGAGCGAGCACGACCAAGCCAUGGCUGCCUACUUCACGGCAGCACAGCUAAUGAAAGGGUGUCAUUUGCCAAUGCUGUAUAUUGGAUUAGAAUAUGGUUUGACCAAUAACUCAAAACUUGCUGAAAUAUUCUUCGGCCAAGCUCUGAGCAUCGCACCAGAAGACCCUUUUGUGAUGCAUGAGGUUGGAGUGGUUGCCUUUCAGAAUGGAGAAUGGAAAACAGCAGAAAAAUGGUUUCUCGAUGCUUUGGAAAAAAUUAAAGCAAUUGGGAAUGAGGUAACAGUUGACAAGUGGGAACCCUUGUUGAACAACUUGGGGCAUGUCUGCAGAAAACUUAAAAAGUAUGAUGAGGCCUUGGACUACCACCGUCAGGCGUUGGUGUUGAUCCCUCAGAAUGCGUCCACCUACUCUGCCAUAGGGUACAUCCACAGUCUGAUGGGCAACUUUGAAAAUGCUGUGGACUAUUUCCAUACAGCCCUUGGUCUUAGGCGAGAUGACACCUUUUCUGUUACAAUGCUUGGUCAUUGCAUCGAAAUGUACAUUGGUGAUUCUGAUGCUUACAUUGGAGCAGACAUUAAAGACAAAUUAAAAUGUUAUGACUUUGAUGUGCAUACAAUGAAGACACUAAAAAACAUUAUUUCACCUCCCUGGGAUUUCAGGGAAUUUGAAGUAGAAAAACAGACUACAGAAGAAACGGGACUUACACCAUUGGAGACCUCAAGGAAAACUCCAGAUUCCAGACCUUCCUUGGAAGAAACCUUUGAAAUUGAAAUGAAUGAAAGUGACAUGAUGUUAGAGACAUCCAUGUCAGACCAUAGCAUGUGACUCCAGACAGUGGUCCCAUCUCGUGUGUCCCAGCGUAGGUCAGUAUUCCCUCACCUCCUUGCCAGGGCUUAGGGGUUUCCCACUUCCUAACAGGAACCCAACCACAGCCCUACAUUUAGGAACAGAGACCUGUCUUAAGAGACUGGAUCACAUGCCUUUGCAACAGACACGUUCUGAUUCCCUGAACCUACAACAUAAUUGUGUGUAGUGGAAUAAAGAAGGUAAACCAUCAAAAAAA
This is a messenger RNA of Propithecus coquereli (Coquerel's sifaka), 2099 nucleotides long. RefSeq names its product cell division cycle protein 16 homolog. Lineage: Eukaryota; Metazoa; Chordata; Mammalia; Primates; Indriidae. The record is from RefSeq and is a predicted model, not a curated record. Gene Ontology annotation, biological process: cell division. Gene Ontology annotation, molecular function: protein binding.